AGCCAAGCCGUGUCACCCCUGAGAGGCACGGGCCGAAUCACCAGGACCCAGCAUGCGGGCUCAGCUUCCACCGAGAACACUGCUUAGUUUGGCCCUUGCGCUCCUGUUCCUGAACAUGUCAUGGGCCAAGCGUGGCUGCUCCAGCUCUUCCCCGAAGCUCCUCAGCCAGUUGAAGAGUCAGGCGAACAUCACGGGGAACACGGCAUCGCUCUUGGAGCCCUAUAUCCUCCACCAAAACCUGAACACGCUCUCCCUGAGAGCUGCCUGCACGGAGCACCCUGUGGCCUUCCCCAGUGAGGACAUGCUCCGGCAGCUGAUUAAGCCUGACUUCCUGAGCACCGUGCACGCCACGCUGGGCAGAGUCUGGCACCAACUGGGUGCUUUCAGACAGCAAUUUCCCAAGAUUCAGGAUUUUCCAGAGCUGGAGAGGGCCAGGCAGAACAUCCAAGGCAUCAGGAACAAUGUUUACUGCAUGGCUCGGCUGCUCCACCCACCCCUGGAGAUCCCUGAGCCCACACAGGCAGACUCUGGGGCCUCACGACCCACUACCACAGCCUCAGGCAUCUUUCAGAUCAAGAUAGACAGCUGCCGCUUCCUCUCGGGCUACCAUCGCUUCAUGGGCUCAGUGGGGAGAGUCUUCGAAGAGUGGGGGGAUGGCUCCAGGCGCAGCCGGAGACACAGCCCACUCUGGGCCUGGCUCAAGGGAGACCGCAGAAUCAGACCCUCCCGGAGCAGCCAGAGCGCCAUGCUCAGGUCCCUGGUGCCCCGGUGACCUAAAGACACACUGACAGACAGCGUAGUCUGUUGAGACGGGAUGCCGCCUCGUAGAGGCUUUCAAAGCUACUCCUGUGAUCAGGGCCACGCGGAAGAGCACUUUAAAGGGUGACGUUGAGUGCCCCCUACUACCACUCUGGACCACAAGGAUAGUCAGGUCGUGGUGAUCCCACUCCAAGCCUCCAGUCCCAGUGGGGUGGCUGGGUCAGGCCACGUGUGACCAGAGGCUUUCCAUCGAUUCAGGGGUCUGAUGACACAAGCUGAUUCACCACCCGGGCUGAACCCCUCAGGAUGUUUGGUCCUUUCCUCUUAUGACUUGAAGCCGUUGCCUCCAGACUUCCUCCUUUCCCUGUGGCUGGGUUCCAAAGAGAGGUCUGGUCUGAUGC
Rattus rattus (black rat) is the source of this 1160-nucleotide messenger RNA. It is a transcript of the gene Osm, whose product is annotated as oncostatin M. The transcript is spliced from 3 exons. The coding region runs from base 53 to 772 and encodes 239 amino acids. Gene Ontology annotation, cellular component: extracellular region. Lineage: Eukaryota; Metazoa; Chordata; Mammalia; Rodentia; Muridae. Gene Ontology annotation, molecular function: cytokine activity; oncostatin-M receptor binding. The record is from RefSeq and is a predicted model, not a curated record. Gene Ontology annotation, biological process: oncostatin-M-mediated signaling pathway; immune response.